Molecule: messenger RNA, 1024 nt
Organism: Meriones unguiculatus (Mongolian gerbil)
Lineage: Eukaryota; Metazoa; Chordata; Mammalia; Rodentia; Muridae
Product: transmembrane protein 45A-like
Exons: 6
Coding region: 1-819 (272 amino acids)
Source: RefSeq, a predicted model, not a curated record
AUGGCGCUCUGUGGAGUAGGAGAGAGCACAGGGAAUUUCCUAGGUCAUGCUCUCGCCGGAUCCUUCUUGAUUAUCUUGGGUCUUUGGUGGAAUUCGACGGAUAUUCUGAGGUAUGUUUGCAAAAAGGAAAAGCAGACUUACCAUCAUUUUAAAGCAUGGAUUCAUCGAGCAGAACUUUUGGGUGGAAUUAUAGUAAUUGUCCUGGUUUCAGUCGGCAUAACUGGCCUACAGUUAUAUGCUGGUCACUCAGAGACCCAGUUGUCGCGGCUCCUGCGCUUACAACACAUAGUUAUGUAUGUCUUCUAUGGGCUGCUUGGUGUGGUGAGAAUCUUGAACAGUAUCAUUCAUUCAUUUUCGGUCUCCUUAACCACGCUGGCAUUGUCAAAUGCCUUCUUUUUACAGUCUUUUGUCUUGUACAACCACGAUCGUGUCGGGGCCAUAGUGGAAGUUUAUUUGCACAAAAUACUGGGCCUCAUCACCAUUUCAUCAGGCCUGGUUUCCUUCUCGGAGGUCAUCACAAACAAUAACUUAACUUUGGGGCUGCUGCGGUCAAGUCUCACACUACUUCAAGGGACCUGGUUCUGGCAGAUAGGUUGUGUUUUAUAUUACCCGAGAGAACAUCUUGAAUGGGAUCUGAUGGAUCAUCACAACAACACUCUUCUUUCCAUAUACUUUUGUUGGCAUUGUUUACUUACCCAUAUCAUCAUUGGAGUGAAUUAUGCUGCUAUCAGCUGGUUGGUGAAAUGGAGACUUAGGAAGAUCUGCUUCACAAAAGUUCCACUCCUGAAACAGACUGAGCAAGACUCAGACGAGAUGUGAGCUUGAUGGAAAGCCAUUCUCUCUACACAACCUUUUCUUUAUUGUCAUCAGCGCUGCUUUCAUUUUGCUUUUAACCUGAAUUCCACGCACAAGGGACCUGUACUGCUUAUUGCUCCAAGUUUGUUAAAGUACUUAAAUGUAACUGUUUUAUUUUUAUCUUUGAAAGUACUUUUGGUGACAAGUUUAUUUCACACACACAGUAUUA